UGGAAGCUGAUGUAUUGCUGUCCCAACAAGGACUGCUUCGUCGUACCCCGCACCGGUCCAUACUUGGUAUCAAUGAUGAAACUUCUUAUACUCAUCGUUAGCCGGGUGUGGUCCGAUGUAUUCCUUCUCUCAAACUAAGCUAACUAAGAACGUCUAUUUCGGCUCGCUGCACUCUUAUUUCUGACCUUUUUUGAUGAAUGUUUUGGUUUGAUGCCGGUUUACGGUUAAUUUAAACAUAGAAAAAAUUUCGCGUAUCACCGCAAAUUAUGCCGAAAUCAUUUGGAUUCCUGAUAAACAAAAUUCACUCUCUCUACGCAGAAGAUGUGUACAGCAUGCACCAACGCAGCUCGUUUCACAUUAUUUUUAUUUGUGAUUCAAUUUGCCAAUGUGUCCAAUAAGCUGCGCCGGAAUGACUCUCAAUGAAAUGGAAAGAGAGACAGUUUUUUUUAUCAGCGAAUUGUACUAGACAUCAUAUGGGGUGAUACUUUUUUUUUUCAUAUCUGGUCAUUCGCAAAUUAUUUGCCGGCGGAAACAAUUCAGUCUUUGGCGGUGAGCGAAAUAUGAAUAUUCUAAAUCCAGUAAUCGUGACCAACUAUGGUCCCAUUAAGGGAAUUAGGAAAAAGGCAGCCACCGGCGUGGAUUAUCACAGCUUUCAACGCAUUCCCUACGCUAAACCUCCAAUCGGAAUGCUAAGAUUCAGGGAUGCUCAACCUCCUAACCCAUGGACAGAACCAUUAGAUUGCACGGUGCAAGGAGCUGAAUGUUACCAGAUAAGCAAAUUACUGAAAGAUGUUAUCGGAAGCGAGGAUUGUUUGCAUAUUAAUGUGUACACCAAAAAUCUGGGAAAUGAUAAUCUGGCGCCGGUGAUGCUGUAUAUCCAUGGGGGAGCAUUCAUGCGUGGAUCGAGCGGAACAGAUGUAUAUGGUCCCGAUUAUUUGAUCCAACGAAAUGUGGUGCUAGUAACAUUCAAUUAUAGAGUUGGUGCAUUCGGUUUCAUCUCAUUCGAUUGUCCCGAGCUAGAACUUCCCGGAAACGCGGGUCUGAAGGACCAAAAUCUCGCCAUCCGUUGGGUUGUUGAUAACAUCGAUAAAUUCGGUGGGGAUCCGAAAAAUAUCACAUUGUUCGGAGAAAGUGCCGGUGGAUGUUCCGUUCAAUACCACAUGAUAUCCAAGCUGUCAGAAGGACUAUUCCAACGUGCAAUCAUCAUGUCAGGGAGUGUUUUGAGUCAUUGGUCAAUCGUACCGCGUCACAAAUUCAGCGAAAGACUUGCCAAAGCACUUGGGUGGGAUGGACAUGGAGGUGAAAGAGGGGCGUUGGAUGUACUGAUAACAGCUAAGGCGGAAGAUAUCGCUAUGAAACAGGCAACAAUUUUCACGGAUGAGGAGAUUGCAAACAGAAUACUUUUCCCCUUCGGACCUGUGAUUGAACCAUAUGCAAAGGCCAACUGUUUAAUUCCGGUUGACCCAUUACAAAUGUGUCGGGGAGCUUGGGGUAACAACAUUAACAUUCUGAUUGGUGGAACCUCUGACGAGGGACUUUUCUUUAUGGAUGAAAUUAAAGAAAAUCCAUCAAUGAUGAGCAAUCUCAGGGAUUUUGAACAUUUAGUUCCGUUAGAAUUGGACCCUGUAAGAAGCUUGCCAAGUUGCAAGGAGCGUGGAAUAAGACUCAAGAAGUUCUAUUAUGGAGACGUUGAGCCGUCGUAUGAAAACCGUAACGGAUAUCUAACGCUAAUGUCCGACAAGCUCAUUUGGCAUGGAUUGCAUCGUACGAUUUAUUCCAGAAUCAAUUCCGGGAAGUCGGGCCACACGUACGUUUACCACUUUUCGGUUGAUUCGGAAACCUAUAAUCACUACAGAAUCUAUUUUUGUGACAAGAAUGUUCGCGGAACAGCACAUGCCGAUGAUUUGUCGUAUGUUUUCAAGAAUUCAUUCAGUGAUGCUCCCGCACAGGAUACAUUUGAGCAUCGCGCCAUGAUGAACAUGGUUGAUUUAUUCACCACUUUCGCAAGUAAUAACGGAAAUCCUAAUGGAGGAGUCACUGACGAGUGGGAACCGGUGGCAAACUAUGUUGGGUCAUAUAAAUGCCUCGGCAUUUCUAACGGUGGACUAGAGCUCAUUGAUUUACCUGAAAGGCAACGGAUGGAACUUUGGGACUCUUUAUACGCUAUUGGUCAACUUUACUGAACCUGUGCAGAAAACUUCACCAAUUUUUCAAUGCUGCUGCAUUUUCCUAGUGUUAUAUUUUACAACGUUUUCCUGUCAUAAAUGGAUUGGAAUUUAUUAAUGGUUGGUGUUAGAAAACACUUUUAGUAAUAGGUAAAACCUGUGUACGUCAAAUUUCGGACACUGAAAUAUUGGCAUAACGAACUAGAAAGAACAUCAAGGAACAUAAUAGAA
Molecule: messenger RNA, 2396 nt
Organism: Toxorhynchites rutilus septentrionalis
Lineage: Eukaryota; Metazoa; Arthropoda; Insecta; Diptera; Culicidae
Product: esterase B1-like
Exons: 7
Coding region: 561-2183 (540 amino acids)
Source: RefSeq, a predicted model, not a curated record